Messenger RNA from Mya arenaria, 3922 nucleotides. RefSeq lists its product as uncharacterized. The record is from RefSeq and is a predicted model, not a curated record. Bases 303 to 1781 code for a protein of 492 amino acids. Lineage: Eukaryota; Metazoa; Mollusca; Bivalvia; Myida; Myidae. The transcript is spliced from 2 exons.
UUAUGCGCGCUUUGAAGCAGUCGUAUUUCAUUGAUAUAAACGAUUAAGUAGAUCUUAAGCAGGUGUAAAGAGCGAUUGGAGUCAUAAAAUACUAGUAACGCCUGUCGUCAGCUACUAGAGUAGUUUCACAGUUCAAACGUUUGACAGCUGAGAAUUGUUUAAGUUUAAAAAACUAGUGGAUUGCUAUUAAUUGCUUAAUGGUUUCAUCAUCGAUGAUGAUUCAAGUGAAAUAACACUUGCACGGAACAUUAUACUUUAUUUUUAUUUUUGUAACAUUCAGUGAUAUAAAACAAUAUUCGACAAUGCUUGGCGGGAAAAAGCAGCAGUUUUACGUGCAGUUCCUAGGCUGGGUGGAAACGAACGGGCUGCGGGGCACUCGCUACACCGAGCCCGUGGUGAACGAUCUCCGUCGGAAGGCAAAGAAGUGGAAGAACGCGCCCAAACUGACCCUGCAGGUCGGCAAGAAGGAGAUGAAGAUCACACAGGACAUCCAGGACGAGAAGAAGAAGGGGAAGAAGAUCAAGACCAUAAAGUUUCCAAUCAUCCCCUCCCGGGACAUCACCUUCGCCCACCAGAGCUUCAACCCAGCCGACGGCUCCCCCGACGACAUUGUGGCCUGCAUCUACCUCGGCUAUGUGCCAAGGACUCAAAGGUCCGUUCACGUGCACGUGUACCGAUUCGAUUCCCCGGACACGGCGUCCACGUUCGCCCACUUCCUUAAUCACAUCGUCUCUAUGCACGCGGAACGGACGGCGCAGAUUGAGCGACAGCUCAUACAGGAGGGUCACAUCGAAGCGCCAACCAGCAACAGCUACGUCGCCAUCAGGGAAAGGCCGCGGACUGUCCGUCCUGACUACAGACUGGAGUCUUCUGACGGAAUGAGUGACCGGGCGUUUUAUGAGGAUUCCGGUGCCGAAUCUGGCUCGUUCAGCGACGAGGGUUUCCCGUCUGGUAGCGAUGACAUUGAACCUGACCUACAAAGUCUGAAAGACGCUGUUCCAUUUGAUUCUGUUACCGAUGAGCUUAAAGCCCGCCUUCAGCUGACAGAAACCAAGGGUGCAGCGCCUCUGUUAUUACCACCAAAAGACUAUGAUACAAUAGUGCGGCGACACGGGGACAUUGAUAAGGCAACCAAACGGAAAUGCCUCCAGAUACCUAUUGUUGGAGGCAGGCUCAGAAAUGGCUCCGAUGAGAGUGGUAUUGAAGUACCUUCGCCGACGAGCUCUGAGGGCAAACACAAUUCAAUAGAUAUGUCAGAUGAUAGAAUAAACAACAGCGCUCAGAUCAGUUCUACCCGGACAAGUUCGAGGAAUUCCUAUGAAGUGUAUCCAGCAAAGGAUUCACCAAUGUCACCAAGAGGCAGCGGUUACGAAAAAUUUCGGGUUUUAUCUCGACAGACCUCUUCCGCGUCCGGAAUGAGCAAUCGGUCGUCGGGAACGGGGAAUUAUUCCGCCCCUGGCACACCACGAUCGGCUACACAAAUGUACAAUGGAAAGCAACACAUUGCCGACAUCCCUCCGGCGGACUAUGACAAUGAUGCUCCUAUCCUGAGGCAAAAGUCCGCCGCCGGUGGGUACUCCCACAGGGACCUCACGAGAAGCAUGCCGGCGUCCAUGCUACAACAGGAGAUGGACUAUGGGUAUGCGGUUGUCCCGAAACGCGCAAAUCGUCUUAGCGCAAGGUCCUCAAACAACAGCCCCGCGAUGUCCCCGAGAGUUGAUAUGGACUAUAUUCACCCAGGACCCCCCAAUGUCCGGCGGGUGAACUCCAUGUACAGAUGAGAGGUCAUGUCCCAUUGCGACUAACAGUGAACUAACAUUAACUUGACCUGUACAUUGAUAGUGUACGAAAUUCAUUCAAAUGGUGCUGGACAAUUUAGCCAUACAAGGAUGCGAGAAUGAAGUUCUGUGAAUUCAAACAUCGCUUUUGAUAUUCGCCUUCACAGUUAUGAAAUUAUACGAUAGGGCAGUGUAUUGGAGCAUAUAAGUUAGGAAGGCAUAAUUAAUGCAUUAUUUUAAAGAAAUUAGGCGACCGAUGUCAUGUUCUUGUAUGCUGGUGACCUCAGUCACCUCAGACCUUACCUUUAACAACAAUGAACCUGUUCAACAUCUCAAGUGCCCCGAGGCAAGGACACAUUAUCACUACAAUUAUGGCAAUUUAUAAAACAUUGAGAAGUUAAUUCGAAAUAUAACUAUAGAUUGAAGAACUUGGGUAGGUUCUCCCACCCGAUAUUGGCCGAUGCAUGAGACGCUGGUCAAUUGUUAGGCUAUUUACAAGCUUUUGUACAUUUGUAUAUAUGCAAUUAGCGAGUCUGUACAUCUAUGAAAUAUAAUGCAAUCUUUGUUGCUUUAAAUGUCGCUGUAGUUUGUCAGUUGUUACAACGGAAGUAUAGAUCUUUGUUAUUUAUGCAAUACCUUUAUUAUUGUUAUAUAGGCUUUACAAAUUGUUAAUUUUCUAUGUAGAAAACGAAAGUUGCGACUGAUUGUCCCAGUGAAGGCGCAACUUUCAUGGAAUGUGCAAUGUUAUUUUUCUGUGUAUCACCUAAUGCCGACCAGACAUGUCGAUAUGAGCAUUUUGAUUAUUUGUUCGUAAAUAGAUAUUGUUAAAAAUGUAUUUCGAGUGCGCAGGAUUUUGGGCCUGUUGAUCCCACCCCAUGAUUAUUACACACACACAUUCUUUUCGACGAGAUUGCCUCAUGAUAGCAUUGUAUUACCUAAUGUUAACCAACACGCUCGGCUGGAUACAGAUGUAUUUCAAAAUUGUUAACAUUUCUCCAGUUUUAACGUAAUGUCUGUCCCGUAAUCUAUAAAUUCCUCUUUAGUUUGAACUUUGAAAUGAACAUAAUCAAUAUAAUAUUAUGUUUUAUCAUUAAAAUUCGCUGCCUUAUUGUUUUUAUGUACAUAUUUGCAGUAGUUAUGUAAUUAUUUAUAUUUUUCAUCACAUAUGUUGCGAAACUGUUCGUGCCGUGAAAUCCUGGUUGAGUGGAUAUACCUACCUCCGUCAGAAUGCUUAACAUACAUAAACAUUUUAAAGUGAGAGUUUGAAUAGUAAAAUGAGAUUAAAUAAUGCCGGGAACACCUGGUUUCUAUUUACAUGAUGAACUGUCGCCACUUUAUUUAAAAAGAAAGCAAUGAAAUGGAAUAGGUUAGAACAAUAAAAUUGAAACAUUGUUUUGGUAGAUAAGACACAAAUAGUGAAACAUUGUUUAAACGCAUUCACUUUAAAUGUCGUCUGCUUUGUUAAGUGUUUUAUUGGUAUUGAUUUCGCGGGACAUUUUGACAUCGUGCCAAACAGUUUAUUAUCAAAACUUAAAAUGUAUUUAUCUGUUUAGAAUAUAACAAUCCCGAUUACAUUUGUAUGGAAAAUGAAAAUACUUCAUCGAGUAAAAUAUACUUUUAACUAUCGAUGAUUCUAAAGCAAAUAGCUUUAAUUCAAAUAUUUCUAAACGGAAGGUCACUGCAAAGUAUGCAAAUAUUUGUAGAAAAUUGCGAGAAGCUUGAAGGAGCGGCUUAUAUUUAGAUACAGACUUCUUAAUCCUCUGUCUAUUAAAACAAGGCAUUCCGGGCCAAAUAUAGAAUUAUAGUUUAAUCAAAUAUUUGGAUGAACUAUUGUAUCUCAUUAAUAAGGUAUUUUUACAUGUAUAGCUGUCAUGUUGGUUUAUCUUGGAGCACGUUUGUACGAUGACGUCACGUUUUCUCUUGUUGACGUCACGUUUGCAACUGACGUAUCUUGCAACUUCUGCUUGAUAUCCUGAUUGUUUUAUUUUGUUGUUUGCUUGUAAACCUGUGAUGACUGUUUAUUCCCAGUGUCUUGUCCCGAAAUGCACGCUUACACAAAAUAGUAUAUAUACGAUAUUUAAUACUUUUCUAUGGUAAAUCAAAAUGUUUCGUUUUGUUGUAAUAAAAUGUUGAUGUUAACAAAA